Molecule: messenger RNA, 585 nt
Organism: Cylicostephanus goldi
Lineage: Eukaryota; Metazoa; Nematoda; Chromadorea; Rhabditida; Strongylidae
Source: the annotation of a GenBank genome assembly
AUGGAUACGAUUGAAACACUGUAUGCGGAAAGGCUUCGUGAGGACAGCAUUGGCAGCGUGAAAGGGGAUGCUGAGAAGCAUUCGGAUAUCAUGGCGAAGUGGCGUCGUGCCCUUGCCCAUGUGGCUAACUACUGCAUCGAGAAUCGUAUGAAGACACCCUUGGGAAAGCCUAUGGAUACCUUUAAUAAGAUAGGAGCUGAACUUUUGCGAUUGGCUAAAGAGGUCAUGGCGGUUCCCACGGCGGCCGCUGUAAAAUCUUCCGGCAAUUCACGUACCUCCGCGUCUUCUACUCGAGAUAAAUCUUCUAAAGAAGAAGAAGAUGGCGGAGAGGUUGGGGAACCAAGGGCCAUUUCUGCAGCGGAAGAGUGGUGGCGUGUACGAUGUCUUCUUGAGUUUGUCGAGAUUUUCGAGAAGCUAAUGUAUCAUGUCAAUAACGGAACAAUGUUUCCCAUUUGCAACGUAUCUGUGCUGUCCCGCCAGUUUUUUACCACUAAUGUCGCCAGCUGUCAAGAGUGGCUUUCGAGAACUUAUCCAUUUGCGAUGAUUGUUGCAUUUCACAAUGGAAAUUAUGCACAAGUGAGAUAA